AUGGAAGGAAACAACUUCAGCAAACUAGUUACUGUCCCGGUUGCGUUGAAGGGUGGUUCAAACUACCUCUUGUGGUCAAGAUUGGUGAAGACUGCCAUUGGAAGGCUAGGGCUGUGGAGCCACAUCACUGAUGAUGGUCCGAAGCCAGUGGCCAAAGAAACUGGAGAAGGUGAAGAGGAAAAGACUCUCACCAAAGCUGAAGCCAAGAAGUGGACUCCCAAACACUUGUGGGAGACCCUCUCAAAGACGUUUGAAAACGUCUCCAACAUCAGCCGUGUGUUUGAGCUGAAGAGAGUCAUUAACUCCAUGAAGCAAUAUGGAGGAGAGCUCACCAAACACAUGGGAAAGUUUGGAUCAUUAUGGUCUGAACUUGAAAGUCUAAGACCUAACACCACUGAUCAAGCAGCUCUUAUGGAAAGAAGAGAACAAGAUCAAGUGUUUGGGUUGUUGAUGACAUUGGAUCCUUGCUACAAGGAUGUCAUCAAACACAUUUUGAGAUCGCCUAACCUACCAUCCAUGGAGGAAGUAUGCACGCAACUUCAGAAGGAGGAGGGAUCUCUUGGCCUGUUUGGAGGCAAGGGUGAGCUUACUAUGGCUCAUCAAGCUGAAGGAAUGCAAGCAAACAAAGCUGCAUACAGAGGCUCAGGAAGAAAGUAUGAAAAGUAUGAGGGAAGCUGUGAGCAUUGCAAGAGGACCGGUCACAAGAAGAGUGAGUGUUGGAUCCUACAUCCUCACCUCAGGCCACGUGGGGUCAACAGGGAUAGGGAAGCAAAGGCUCAUCUUUCUGCUGAAGCAAAUGGUGCUGGUUCAUCCGGAGCUAGCUCAGGCACUAAGGUGGGUGAAAGUGAAGGUAGAGCCUUGGGGUCUCAUCAACCGAUUGGAAAGGGUAUGGAUCAGGAGGUGUUUAAGAGAGCUGACCUUGAAGCCUUCUUCAAAGCUCUCAAGGAGUCUGGUAACACCCUCGGAAACACCCUUGGAUACUCAUAUACUGCUCAUACAUUACCUAGUAAUACUGAUAAAUUACUAGACAUUUUUAAAAGCUCUUACACUACUGCUAGUAAUCCUAGUAAUACUGAUAAGUUGCUAGACAUUUUUAAAAGCGCCUACACUACUGCUAGUGAGCCUAGUAUAACUAGUAAGAUGUUAGGAUUACUAGGAAACCUGAUAAAACAAAAUGAACCAUCAAGGACUGAAAUUACUAGAAACAUGCAUAAACCUUUGAUCAUUGAUUCUGGUGCAUCUCAUCAUAUGAUUAGGGAUAAUAACCGGAUUAAAGACAUAGAACCGGCUCAUGGACAUGUUAUGAUUGCUAAUGGAGAUAGAAUUCCUAUUAGAGGAUUUGGUAAACUAAAACUGUUUGAUAAGGAUUCAAAAGCAUUUUUCAUGCCUGAGUUUACUUCUAAUCUUUUAUCUGUCAAAAAGUCAGAUAAUGGUGGAGAAUACAUAGGCCAUGCAUUCAAAGAUCACCUAGCUAAACAUGGGAUUCUACAUCAGACUAGCUGUCCUUACAUUCCACAACAGAAUGGAGUUGCUGAAAGGUAG
Molecule: messenger RNA, 1542 nt
Organism: Brassica rapa (field mustard)
Lineage: Eukaryota; Viridiplantae; Streptophyta; Magnoliopsida; Brassicales; Brassicaceae
Biological process (GO): DNA integration
Molecular function (GO): nucleic acid binding
Source: RefSeq, a predicted model, not a curated record